AUGGCGAGCUCCAGCUCCAGCUCUGCCAGCCCCAGCUCCAGCUCCAGCUCCCGCGCUGCCUCCGUCCUCUCCCCUGGCCCGCCCUCGCACCUUCCCGGCCCCAUGGGCAAUGGCGAGAUAGCCAACGGCACGGCCGCCAUGACGCUACAAAAGGCGCUGGACAUCGCGCGCGAGGCCGAGUCCGGCGUCGACCCCAACGUCGCCAACUUCCUGCAACGCGAGCUCGACGGCGUGUGGUCCAAGCUCCGCGCCCAGCCCGACAGCUACAUCUUCACGCGCGACGAGUACAGCCUGUUCAACUACUACCACCAGCAGCAGACGGGCAACGAGCUGGCCACCAAGGCCAUCCAGCGCUUCUGGAACCACUACCGCAUCGCCGACCCGGCCGCCAGAGGCUAG
Molecule: messenger RNA, 399 nt
Organism: Diplodia corticola
Lineage: Eukaryota; Fungi; Ascomycota; Dothideomycetes; Botryosphaeriales; Botryosphaeriaceae
Product: peptide-n4-(n-acetyl-beta-glucosaminyl)asparagine amidase a
Exons: 2
Coding region: 1-399 (132 amino acids)
Source: RefSeq, a predicted model, not a curated record